This is a messenger RNA of Lymnaea stagnalis (great pond snail), 1220 nucleotides long. The record is from the annotation of a GenBank genome assembly. Lineage: Eukaryota; Metazoa; Mollusca; Gastropoda; Lymnaeidae.
AGAUUGUUUGUGACCAUGACCCCACAGUCGACCCUACUGCUGUUUUUCGUCUUCUACGCAUCAGCCAACACGGACUUCUCAGAGCCGCUCUUCCGGUUACUACAGACGGACGGUCCGCAGACCAAGCACGGCAUGGCACGGCGCCCGUCUCCGUCUGACCACCUGCCCAUCGAAGACCUUGUCGAGAACGAGAGCGCCAUCUACGACCCACGGCCCAGCGACAUCAACACGCGGUCUCUGCGCAAGCAGCUGGGGUCAAAGUUCAAACGGGAUUUCAUGUCGGUGCAGGACCCCAACAAACGAUCGACCCCCGCGCCGCCCCUGAUUCCGCUCCACAAUGGACGCCCCCAGGGCAAACGGCCGGGUUUUCUAAGUCUUCUGCGUUCGGCCGUCCUCCAAGACGGCACCAGGGUGGAGCUGCCCACCACGAAGAAAGAGCGGCGAAAAUUUCAAAAGUACCUCUGGAACUUGACGUACUGCCCCGUGAUGUACUCGUGGAAGUAUCUCGGCAUCCGCUUCUGGCCCCAGUGGAUCAAGGAAGGCAGCUGUGUGAACAAGAGGUCGUGCUCCCUCCCGGAGGGCAUGAUGUGCGCGCCCAGCAUGUCCAGCAACAUUGCCCUGCUGCGGUGGCACUGCGCCGACUUCAAUGACCACACGACGUGCCAGUGGAUCCGCGUGUACUAUCCUAUUAUCACGGAGUGCGCAUGCUCGUGCUAACACAGCCGGUCAGACAGUGUGAGGAGUCUCAGUAGACGCCACGCCCUUCGGGACAGUUCAAGGUUUGGUUUCAACGAUUCCACACAACGAGUUUGUUCAAGUCUUGGUCUUGUCUCUUUCUUGCUGUAAAUGCUGAACCAGUAACCACAGGAGCAAGUCGCAUGAAACAAACACCAUUUGGGUCAUUAAUUCAUAUUUCCUGUAUCAUAACGGUGAUCGCUAAUACCCUCUAAACUUGCACGAGCGGAACAUAGCCAUUUCCACGAUAAGCAGUGGGGCCAGGAUUUGAAUCUGUAAACGUCUUUCUUUCAGUUGUGGAGUUGUGCGUGUGGCGGGGAUUAUAGCAAACGGACGGAUGGGUGGCCGCUGUCAAAUGGACGGAUGGGUGGCCGCUGUCAAAUGGAUGGAUGGGUGGCCGCUGUGAACUGGACGGAUUGGUGGCCACUGUCAAACGACCGGAUGGGUGGCCGCUGUCACACGGCCGGAUGGGUGGCCGCUGUCAA